Loa loa (African eye worm) is the source of this 3894-nucleotide messenger RNA. Its product is annotated as TK/EGFR protein kinase. The transcript is spliced from 26 exons. The coding region runs from base 1 to 3894 and encodes 1297 amino acids. Gene Ontology annotation, cellular component: basal plasma membrane; signaling receptor complex. Lineage: Eukaryota; Metazoa; Nematoda; Chromadorea; Rhabditida; Onchocercidae. Gene Ontology annotation, biological process: positive regulation of kinase activity; cell surface receptor protein tyrosine kinase signaling pathway; multicellular organism development. The record is from RefSeq and is a predicted model, not a curated record. Gene Ontology annotation, molecular function: transmembrane receptor protein tyrosine kinase activity; ATP binding.
AUGAGAUUUUCCGUUUGUUCUGGAACAGAUAAUAGUCGAACGGAACUGCAGGACGAGAACCGAAUCAAUCAGCUAAUUAGACAAUAUCAGAAUUGUACUAGAGUUUACGGGAACCUGGAAAUAACCUACAUACGACGCGAACAUCUUAAUGAAACUGAUCCGGAGCAAUUUUUCAGCUUUUUAAGCCAUAUUCAACAGAUCACUGGUUAUCUGUUGAUCUAUGCGAAUGAUUUCGAUCGAAUAACACUACGAAAUUUGGAAAUUAUUUGGGGCGAUACGCGACAUGAUGAGAUAGCGGCAAUAGAUAUAAGCUAUAACGAUAAUUUGAAAUAUGUCAACAUGCCCAAAUUAAGAAGCGUUGAGCGAGGUGACAUAGUGCUGAUGCAUAAUCCAUAUUUAUGCAAUUGGAACACUACCGUAUCUUACAACGAAAUUAUUGGUAAAGCCAGUGAAUUGCGGGUUCAAUUUAUGAGUAAUUUCGAAAAAUGUGAUCAUGCUCAAAGUGGAUGUGCAGAAAAAUGUGGUAAACAUUGCUGGGGACCGGACGCGGAUAUGUGUCAGAUAGUGUAUCGCGAAAUAUGUCCAAAAGAUUGCCCAUCACAAAUGUGUUAUCAAAGUGACAAUAGAACACAUUGCUGUGACGAGGCAUGCGCAGCGGGUUGUUUUGGUGAAGGCAAAAGUGCUUGCAUCGCAUGUGCUAAAUUAGAGCAAGAUUCGAAAUGUGUGGACAAAUGUAAUGGAUUGACAGACUAUGAUCGAACACUGAAAUUGACUGUGAACCAUUCAAAUCCACGAUACACCUAUGAUCGGUAUUGUGUGGAGCAGUGCCCAGCUGAGACGCUUAUUCAAGGGGAAUACUGUGUCGUCCACUGUACGGAAGGCUACUGGCAUGAUCCGGUUAAAAAUACUCGAAUUUGUGAGAAAUGUCCAGAUGGGAUAUGCCCGAAAAUUUGCUAUAUGAACGAACCAAUAGAUUCGAGUAAUAUUGGAAGUUUAGCAAAUUGCACGGUUGUCGAAGGUUUCAUUCAGAUUUUACGCCAUCCAUUCGAUCCUCAUCGAAAAUUUUUUACCGAUGGUCGAACACCAGUGUAUAUAACAGGAUUAACACUCAAAAUGCUGGAAGCCUUGAAAAAUGUAAAAAUUGUUACUGAAUUUGUGGAGAUUCAAGCCGGUGAAUGCUCUCCUCCAUCAUUGAGCUUUCUUGGCAAUCUGACAACCAUUGAAGGGCGAAAACUUUCUGACCAACAACAUGCACUAUUAAUUACUAGUAACCAAAAUCUGCUCGAGCUCGGGUUACGGUCGUUAAAAAGGAUAAGAAAUGGACGUGUGUAUAUUGGAAAUAAUGAGAAACUUUGUUACGCGGAUUCGUUGAAGGAGUACUGGAAAGAGAUCAUGCAAACGGAUACUGCUUCUACUCUAGUAAUAGUAAAUAGAAAUGGUCCGGAUUGCGCUAAUCGUAAACAAUUCUGUGAUAGCACUUGUGACAAAACUUAUGGAUGUUGGGGUGCAGGACCCAGUAUGUGUGUAAAAUGCAUUGAUUACAAUGUGGACGGCAAAUGUUCUGCUACCUGUCCUUCACAAGGAUAUUAUAUCAAGGAUAACGAAUGCUAUAAAUGUCAUCCGCAGUGUAGAAGUUGCAAUGGACCAACAGCGCGAGAUUGCAUUGCAUGCAUGAAUGUUCGCAUACAGCAGGGAAAUGAAUGGGAAUGUAUAGCAGAAUGUCCGAAGAUUCAUUAUUUCGAUGGGAAUAUAUGCUUGCCAUGCAAUUCAGCAUGUUAUGAUUUUGGUUGUACCGGUCCGAGUAAUGUGGUAGGUAAAGGUGGUUGCAAUAAAUGCAAAUAUGCAAAGCGCACUGAUAAUGGUCAAGAACUGCUGUGUCUGUAUACUGCAGGUAAACCAAAGGAUGUGUGUCGUGACAAUAACCUAACCCAUUACUAUGCUGCCGCAUCAUCCAGCGAAAUGCUUGUUGCUGAAUUUGAAUGCGAUGAAUGCAGUGAAGAGUGUUUGAGUUGUGCUGGUUACGGUACUUCUGUAAAGCGACAUAAAUGUACAUGUGCACAUUAUCUAACGAAAACGGGUUCAGACAGCGACUAUUGCACAAUGAAGUGUAAAAUGGAUUCAUUUAUGGUGCGACCCAAAUCAAAUAGUACCAUCGGUGAAUGUGAACGAUGUAAUGAACUGUGUGAUCUUUCAAUGGGUUGUGCAGGCCGUAGUUCUACAAACUGUACACGAUGUGCCAAAGCUGGCAUUUCAAUAGGCGAUAAGUUGAUUUGCUUGGAACGAUGCCCAGUUGAUCGUCCGUUUAUUGCGGAUGACAAAAUCUGUCAUGAUACAGAUCCAGCAGUAUAUGCUUUAAAAAGGAGAAUGUACAUAAUCAUAAUCGGUGUACUGUGUGCAGCUGUUCUUAUCGCCAUUAUAGCGGGUAUCACAAUAAAUUGUAUAAAGUAUAAGAAACGAUACCAACAGGAACUUGAAAUGAACUUGCCGAGCAUUCCGGAAUACGAACAAACAGAUCCAUCCAUGAGGCCAAACAUGACGCGUCUUUGUAUUAUUACCAAUGAAAAUCUUGAAAAAACGGAACAAUCCCUUGGACAAGGUGCAUUUGGAACUGUUUUCUUGGGCUAUUGGUGGCCGAAAGGUAAGGAUGAUGGUGAAAAAUUGGCAGUAGCAAUUAAGGUAGUUCACGAUAGUAGUGGCACAGCACAUCAGGAAAUGUUGCAAGAGGCGGGUAUUAUGGCUUGUAUGCGACAUGAACAUUUACUUCGACUGGUUGGUGUAUGUCUCAGCGAUGGCAUGCAAAUUGUGACCCCAAUGCGACCACUUGGGAGUUUGAAGAACUAUCUUAAAAAACAUCGACAGAAGCUUAGCGCAAGGGACCUGUUGUUAUAUUGCUACCAAAUUGCUUCGGCAAUGGAAUACCUUUAUAAAAACCGCUUAGUACAUCGAGAUUUAGCUGCACGAAAUGUCUUAGUGAAGAGAACCAAUCACGUCGAAGUGACUGAUUUUGGGCUUGCCAGAUUGCUAGAAAAAGGAAAAAGUGAAAUUGUCGUUGGAGGAAAGGUUGCCGUAAAAUGGCUAGCAUUGGAAAGUCUUGAAAAACAAAUCUACACUCACUACACCGAUGUAUGGGCUUUCGGUGUUACUUGCUGGGAAGUACUAACAUUUGGACAGACACCAUUUCAAAGUGUACCACCAGAUCGAAUACGCCAACAUCUGGCAAAUGGAAACCGUUUGGAGCAACCAAAUAACUGUGCCCAGGAAGUGUAUCAAACAAUUUUGCAAUGUUGGUUACAGAAUCCGGAAUCGAGACCAAGUUUUGUCAUUCUGAAGGAGAAAUUCAAGCAGUAUUGCAAAGCACCCCAUCUUUAUGUUUUGGAUCAUUAUCAUAAGCGACAUUUGGAUUCUGUAUUAUUUGGAAAUCAACAUGAGCUCUGCAGUGGACUAAUGGAUAGCAACGAACUUCCCAAUCAGUUUAAAUUUUCUGGAGGCACGAUUGUUACAUCCACUUCAGUUCCGCCGUCACCGACAACGCCUACCUGGAUGACAUUCCAACAGCAUACUCUUAAUGUACGACAGGACAAACGAAUAGGAAGCGCUGAUUCUGGACGUUAUCAAAGUGAUCCUGUACAUGAUGGAUGUACAGAAUUAAACAUGGAUGAAGGGAAUUAUUUAGUGCCAAACAAUAAGUUGAUCUUGUAUACGCCUGUUCUUGUCCGGGAAAAUGGUGUAACAGAGUUGGUGAAAAGUUCGGAAUAUUAUAACGAUAAAGUGGGUAGCGACUAUUACAAUCAGUUGAAAUCUGUAUCAAUGGAAAUGGAAGAAGAGACAAAGUCGAUCAAAAUAACAACCUAUCAAAAUGAUUAUUAUUUUGCUGAAAAUGAAACAUCUUUGUGA